This is a messenger RNA of Oppiella nova, 2442 nucleotides long. The record is from the annotation of a GenBank genome assembly. Lineage: Eukaryota; Metazoa; Arthropoda; Arachnida; Sarcoptiformes; Oppiidae.
UCAGAUACACAUUUAUCAGUCAUAAACUCACAUAAAAAAUACCGUUUAAUAACAGGUCGGGUGAGGUGUCUGAGCUCCGCACCGCCCAGUAUUCGGACUGAAGUACAAAACACCAGCAAUUCAUCCAUUCGUACAAAAUCGCCGCAAAACUCAUCGUUUCACCCUCGUGAGAAACAGCCGCCAAAACCGAGUCCAAUGAGUAUCUCACCGAAACCGGAGGGGAAAAUCUGGUUGAAGCCCAAACCCAAGUCAGAUGAGCCGGAUACACCCCGAAAGCCAUCGCCCGAACCGCUAAACAAACCCAAUAUCUUCUCCGACAUCCGGAACGACUUCGAGAAGAUGUCGGCGCCGACAGUGCAGGUCAAUGUGGAGGCGUUCAAGAAGUGUACGCCACCGGCGCCCGUGCAGCCCAUGCCCAGGACCACCGUACAGACAAAGGCCACAGACAUCAGGACAACGGCUGUCAAGUCUCCAUCGCCUGACCCCACGAAAGCCCCGAACCAAAAGCCAAUCAAUUUGACCAAUAAGUCAGUGGACAACAAAUACAGCGCCGAUAUGACGGCCAUUAAGUCGGUGCCCAUGAAUGGUAAGGAUGUUCUGGAUACUUUUGAUAGUAGUGAACAGUCACUGAAAGGGUAUCACAAACACAGCCAUCAGUUCAGUGCAAGCGGUAGUGACAGACACUGUGGUGUCUCACCAUAUGAUCACCCAUUGGUUCCCAUCACACCCUGUACUGUGUAUCACAUCUACUGUUUGUCACGUAUUGCCAUUGAGAUUGUUGAUGAUAACUCUUCGGACUCUUCGGAGUUAUCGUUUGAGUUGGUGGACAGACCGCCGUCAAGAGCCGCUUCCGCGACCACCACCGCAUCGUUUGAACGCGUAAGCAAUCGCUCGUCACCAUCAGCUGAUCCACAACAGACACCCGAUGGUCACCAGACAACGAGUGACACGCCGGUGCAGUGGGCGCCGACUGCCUUGACCUCCGCGUCCAUAACUGAGUCGCCGAACGGAUUGGUUCCGAAGACUCCAUCGAUGGAUCAGAUGCUGGAGAAGCUGACCAUCUUAUCGCACACGCCGUCCAUUAGGUCGACGACAACCACAACAGUAUCGCCGUAUGUAAUGGUGGAUCAGAUGAUGGAGACACUGGCGCUCGAGUCGCAGCCGCCGUCCGAGUCAUCGACCACUACUUUGACGGAAGCGAUGGAUGACAGCGACCACAACGAUGUCAACCGCUUGUAUGUCUGCAACGAUGGCAUUGUCUUCUACAAAGUGGUGACCAGAGAUCACUUGAUUCAAGACGUGAUGACAUUCGUGGCGCAAAUGCAAGAACUCGUAUCACUUCCAUUCAAUGAUGUCUGGAAUCUGAUCGUUGACCACAAUUGGGACAAAGAGAAGCUGAUGAGUGAGGUCUUCGACGAGACGUCUGUUCCCUAUAACCUGUUGAGAGAGAUGUCAAUAGCGGACACUCAAGUGGUGAACAACUUCUGCCGCCAGUGUUUCAACGAUACGCCCAAAGAGGAGGACGGCUUCGCACUGAGUUGUGGUCACCACUACUGCAACCGAUGUUGGGCUCAAUACCUCACCUCAAGAAUCGAGUCCGCAGUCAACAUAAAGGAGAUCCGAUGCGCCCACGACUUGUGCCAUCGUCUGGUCGACUGGUCUCUCGUCGAGCCGCUGCUUGUGGAUCAAGUGGUGAGAGACAAGUUGGCGCAACUCGUGGUCAACUCGUUUGUGAACCACCGGCGCGGCUACCGGUUCUGCGCCAACACCAGCUGCUGUCGUAUCGUCAAAAUGAUGACUCCCGGCGUUCAGACCAUCGCUUGCGUCUGCGACACAGAGUUCUGCAACCGAUGCGGACAACGCAAGCACUGGCCUCUACCCUGCGAACUGACCCGGGAGUGGGCGCUGAGGGUCUACUCCGAAAUCAAGGGUAACUUUGCCGACAUCAAGAGCUUCUGCGGUGUCUGUCGUUCGACAAUUGUCUGGAAGCUAGUGAUGAGUCCGAUGAGCAAAUUCGAGCUCUUCUUCGCCCGAAUUCAAAGCAAUAGUCAAAUGAUUGUGAAGGAGACUGAAGUGAGAGACGGUUUGUUUAAACCGCACACUUCGCCGCCCAUUGCGGGAGAUAUUGUCGUUUUGCACCACUCCUUCACCUCACUAUACGAGUGUAGACUAUAUUAUGGACUCUUUUUGGUUUUCGCGUAUUUCUGUCAAAAUACGCCACAGUUUGAUAUAUUCACUCAAAAUUUGAAUGCCUUUGAGUCCCAUUUGGAGACACUGUCCAAGAUUUUGAUGGGCGACGACGGAGAGUCCCACAGAAAGUCCGACUUAUUGAUGACAAAAACCAAUUGCUUGCGGUUUAAGGAUCAGCUCAUUAACCACAUCACCGAAGGCGUUGACGAGCUCUACUGGUCCUACGACUUCCAGGAAUUCGUUGCCCUAUAA